This is a messenger RNA of Priceomyces carsonii, 459 nucleotides long. RefSeq lists its product as uncharacterized. Gene Ontology annotation, cellular component: histone deacetylase complex. The transcript has a single exon. NCBI's taxonomy places the organism in Eukaryota, Fungi, Ascomycota, Pichiomycetes, Serinales, Debaryomycetaceae. Gene Ontology annotation, molecular function: protein binding; transcription coregulator activity. Gene Ontology annotation, biological process: regulation of DNA-templated transcription. The record is from RefSeq and is a predicted model, not a curated record. The coding region runs from base 1 to 459 and encodes 152 amino acids.
AUGGCGCCGAGAAACUAUAGGGAUAAUGCUUCUGAACCAGAAGUAAAACAAGCUGCGAGCUCAAGAUCCUCUACAAAAGCAAAAAAUGCAGCAGCACAACAAGCACAGCAGGAGUAUUUAUCAAAGCACAUAAAUUCGAAUGGACCACAGGAUGCACCAAAGGUAGAUCCACUAGAUUUCUAUUCCUUUGAUUGCAAAACGCUAGAUAAGUACGUACGGACAUACGGCUUGAAUCUUCCCCCUACGAUGACUAUUGAUGGUGAUAUUCUACAAAGUGAUAUUGGAAAGAAAACUUAUAGCUACAAACACAGUAAUAAAAAUAGAGUCAGCAAGCUUGAACAAUCAAACAAUGUCAAGAAACAUUUUAUGAAUUUACCUUGCAGAGAAAAUGAGAUAAUAACGAAUUUUCUUUAUAAAGCCAAUAAUCAGGAUACGGAAUUUAAGUUGAAAUUCAACUAA